This is a messenger RNA of Lodderomyces theae, 2259 nucleotides long. RefSeq names its product serine/threonine protein kinase (gene CBK1). The record is from RefSeq and is a predicted model, not a curated record. Gene Ontology annotation, molecular function: protein serine/threonine kinase activity; ATP binding. Bases 1 to 2259 code for a protein of 752 amino acids. Gene Ontology annotation, biological process: intracellular signal transduction; peptidyl-serine phosphorylation. NCBI's taxonomy places the organism in Eukaryota, Fungi, Ascomycota, Pichiomycetes, Serinales, Debaryomycetaceae. The transcript has a single exon.
AUGAACUUUGAUCAAUUGACAGAUGAACAAAAGCAGCAGCUUUACCUACAGCAUUUGCAGCAGCAACAACAGCAGCAACAACAGCACUAUACAAAUCAACUUCAACUGUCACAAGGACAACACUAUCAGCUGCUAAACCAAGGGCAUCCAGGACAGGGUGAUGAUAGUUUCAUGGAUGAAGAUACAGUGGAGUUGGUAGAGGAAGUACCUGUUCAGCUAGAGGACCAAUCACCGAUUAGGGGUCAGCAGCAACUACAUAACCAUCAACAACAACAACAACAGCAGCAGCAGCAGGGGUAUUUGAAUGCGUUGCCACCACAAAUGAACACCAUGUCAUCGCCUCGUUUCGCACAACUGGACAAAUUUGAGCAAGGUUUUUCAUCGCACUCGGGGCACAAUGGCAAGGGGAUUCAGUUCAGUUCAAUAGAUUCGAUGAAUUAUCAACCUCCAGUGAAUAACUUUACCCAGCUCAAUAAUGUGUCCAAUACAAACUUGUCGGAAAUCAGUAACGGCAAUCAGUCGUCAACAUUGAAUUUGACUAGCUCACCUGAGUUGAAUUCGCCUCCGGAAACCCCCGUUACUUCGUCUACUUGGUCACAACAGGGACAAGCUCCACAACCGUCGCAGCUGCCACCUAAACGGGCACCUCAGGCUUUGCAAUCGCCAAUGAAGGCAAUGCCUCCUCAACAGCAACAGCAACAGCAACAGCAGGAACAAUCGACAACCAGUUUUACUCCUCCCUCCUCUGGUGGUCGAGAUUUAAACCCAUCCACCAAUCAAAGUUUGGCAUAUGUUCAUUUCAAUAGACAGCCACACCUUUUGCCCAGUGAGAUACAAGAUCGAGGCAAGGCUGUAAAGUUAAAGAUGGAAAAUUUCUAUACAAUGGCAGUGAAUCAUGCCAUUGAAAGGAACCAAAGACGAAUGCAAAUGGAGCAAAAAUUGAUUGAAGAAGGAGCAGGAGUCUCUGAAGAGCGGAAAAAUCGCCACAUUCAAAACUAUAGCAAAAAAGAAAAGCAGUUUUUACGGUUGAGAAGAACCAAAUUGUGUUUGGAAGAUUUUGAAACGAUUAAAGUGAUUGGUAAGGGGGCUUUUGGUGAAGUAAGAUUGGUUCAAAAGAGAGACAAUGGUCAUAUCUAUGCCAUGAAGACGUUGUUGAAGUCGGAAAUGUACAAGAAGGAUCAAUUGGCGCAUGUGCGUGCUGAAAGAGAUGUGUUGGCCAAUAGUGAUUCUCCAUGGGUUGUUUCGUUAUUCUAUUCAUUUCAAGAUUCUCAAUAUCUUUAUUUGAUUAUGGAGUAUUUACCAGGUGGUGAUUUGAUGACGAUGUUGAUUAGAUGGCAAAUUUUCACCGAAGAUAUCACGAGAUUCUAUAUGGCUGAAUGUGUGUUGGCAUUGGAAGCUAUUCACAAGUUGGGUUUUAUUCAUCGUGAUAUCAAACCAGAUAAUAUCUUGAUUGAUAGACGUGGACAUAUUAAACUAAGUGAUUUUGGAUUGUCUACUGGGUUCCACAAGACUCAUGAUUCAAACUACUACAAGAAGUUGUUGGAGGAGAAUCCUAGCCAGCCGCCAUUACCGGCAAAUCAUUUGACAAGUAAUAGUAAUGGACGUAAUUCAAUGAUGGUGGAUGCUAUACAUUUGACCAUGUCCAAUAGACAACAGAUGCAGACAUGGAGAAAAUCACGAAGAUUGAUGGCGUAUUCCACAGUUGGUACCCCGGACUAUAUUGCUCCUGAAAUUUUUGUACAUCAGGGAUAUGGACAAGAAUGUGAUUGGUGGUCAUUGGGGGCAAUUAUGUUUGAAUGUUUAGUAGGAUGGCCACCAUUCUGUGCCGAGACUCCGCAUGAAACGUAUCGUAAAAUCAUCAAUUGGCAAGAAACGUUGCAAAUACCAGAUGACGUGCACUUAUCUCCCGAGGCGGAAGAUUUGAUUAAACGGUUGUGUACAUCAGCUGAGCAAAGAUUGGGUCGAUAUGGAGGAGCAGAUGAGAUAAAGCAGCACCCUUUUUUCCGAGGUGUUGAUUGGGAUAGUAUACGCAAAGUUGAUGCACCAUUUAUUCCCAAGUUGAGAUCGAUCACUGAUACGAGAUUUUUCCCUACUGAUGAGUUGGAAAAUGUGCCUGACAAUCCAAUCUUGACCAAAGCAAUGGAACAACGGGAGUUGGAUGCCAAGAAUGGUGGAAGAAAGAAUCCAAAGGAGGAUUUGCCAUUUAUUGGAUAUACUUAUUCAAGGUUUGAUUAUUUGACAAGGAAAAAUGCGUUAUAG